This is a messenger RNA of Asterias rubens (European starfish), 2425 nucleotides long. RefSeq names its product peptidyl-prolyl cis-trans isomerase-like. Gene Ontology annotation, cellular component: intracellular membrane-bounded organelle. Gene Ontology annotation, molecular function: peptidyl-prolyl cis-trans isomerase activity. The transcript is spliced from 4 exons. NCBI's taxonomy places the organism in Eukaryota, Metazoa, Echinodermata, Asteroidea, Forcipulatida, Asteriidae. The coding region runs from base 133 to 627 and encodes 164 amino acids. The record is from RefSeq and is a predicted model, not a curated record. Gene Ontology annotation, biological process: protein folding; protein peptidyl-prolyl isomerization.
UUUUUCACGCACACACACACAUGCGACCUCUCUUUCUUACAUUUCAUCUUCAACAUUUGGCCUGUGAAACGGGGGCAUAAAAGCCGACUUCUUUGCACAAUUGCGUCCAUUUUUAGACGAGUUUUUUCCACCAUGGCUAGGCAGAGAUGUUUUUUUGACAUGACAGCUGACGGCACUGAGAUGGGAAGGAUCACUUUUGAGCUCCGUAACGAUGUUGUACCUAAAACAGCUGAAAACUUCCGAGCUCUGUGCACCGGGGAGAAGGGCUUUGGAUACAAAGCGUCAGUGUUUCACCGUGUUAUCCCGGAGUUCAUGUGCCAGGCGGGAGACUUCACUCGUGGGAACGGCACUGGAGGAAAGAGUAUCUAUGGCGAGAAGUUUGCAGAUGAGAAUUUUACAUUGACUCAUACUGGACCAGGAAUCUUAUCCAUGGCUAACUCCGGAAAGAACACAAACGGCUCUCAGUUCUUCAUCACUACCUCUAAAACAGAUUGGCUGGAUGGGAAACACGUUGUGUUUGGCUCUGUCGUAGAUGGAAUGGAUGUCGUAAAAAAGAUUGAAGCCUUCGGCUCUAAUGAUGGUAAAACCUCCAAAAAAAUUGUUGUCAAGGAUUGCGGUCAGCUGUAGAUUUGGAGGAGAGGGGUGCAAGUAAACAGUUGUUUAUCUCCUUCACUUAUUAGUAAUUAGGGUCCAAAUUUAAAGGGUAUUAUACAGGAUUGGUAGACCUGACAAUAAAGUUGCAGACAGUUUUCAUGUUUUCUGUGAGAAACCAUUUACAUGACAUAACAAAUUUGGGUUUUAUCCAUUGUGUGAGUCUGGAGAAAAUAUGGAAAAACUGUACACAAUUUUUAGCACAUGUCAAACACAUUGUCUUUAAUUAAUGCUAUAACAACAGCUGAAAGCGAGAUCAGCUGUUGCCUUGUUUGGGGGUUGGUUUUUUAUUUACGUUUUAAAUACAGUUUUCGUGGAACAUGACUUCAUUUUAGAGGGACAUAUUUCACAGGUAAAAAUGGUUUUAGUAUGAACUUCAUAAUCAGUAAGCUUUCAGAUUGAAAUUAUUCAAUGAUGGUUAUUAUCCUCACCAAUCCAGUAUAAUAUCUUAUGCAUAGUUGCUGAUAGGUAAACUUCCUUAUAAAAUGGCAGAUCCGAGUAUAACCAGCUAACAUAACUAGAUGUGUUUUUGGUAAUCCAAUUGAAUAUUCUUAGCAAGAAAUCCAACUCUGCCUUAGUUUCUUCAGCACAAUUUCCAGCCGAUCUAACGAGAUCGUUGCAGAGAUGUCAUCACCAUUUGAAAUUAAUGUUUUGAAAUAAUCGUUCUUAGAUCCAGUUUUUGUAUGUUAUAGUAAUUUCUAUUGGGCCCAAUCCAGGAGCUUGGGAUACAGUUUUGUAAAAAAGUUUCUUUACUAGUGACAUUGUAUGAAAGGAGGCUGGGUGGUCUCAAGACAUUCUGAGUGGGCGUUUCAUAUUCUGAAGACUUGUGGAUUUCCUUAGUCUGUUGCCACCUUUUGUUUUGGAGUACCUUGGUCUUACAAACCCCACUUAAUUUGUUUUGACGACAUUUUAUGCAAUCUAAUAUACCCAUCAUUGGCAAGAAAUUGCGCAGUAACAUUCAUGCAAAGUUUAAUAUUUGACAUACGGAAAACAAAACGGAAAACGUUCACCACUUUUAAUACUCGCAUUAUUAGUGAGUAACAAAACGGUGGAGGCAUUGUGGUUGACUUUCUAGUGUAGUUUCAAUGGUUCACAGAAGAGUUAUUAAAACUAUUUGAGGAUGGAGUAUGAGUUUUAUCAUAUAUUGUGGUAUGCAAUACCCUAAGAAAUUAUAAUGUAUUUUUUAGCAGCUUGCCAGUCAAAUGUUUAGAUGAAUACUCAGGAUACUCGUAAACACCUAAAGAGCGUUCUAAGCUUUCUACAUUUUCAGGUCAUGCAGGGAGUAUGAUAAUUUUGGUCCAAUCCCCAGAAGUGGCUCUUUUCAAAAACUUCUUUCCAAAUUGAUACACUUUUUUGAAUAUCAACAUUUUACACACCCUUAUAAGCCACUCGGCUCUCGACCCUCAACUUUUUUAACGACUAGCAGCCAGCAGGACCAGUUAGCUUUGCAAUUGACGAGUCCUUCGGCUUUUCACUAGUCUGUUUUAUAUUAAAUACGGAUGCUUUUCAAUACGAAUCUAGCCAGCCAGACCACUUGGGGUGUAUUUUGACUGCUCCUCCGAUUGCUAGCGGACCACUGUUAUGUUAUAAAUACUACAUAAUGGUCUCCGAACCCCCUUCUUGGGAUGACACUGAAAAUGUUGAAAACUUUGGACGGCCCUUGUAACACAAAGUAGCUUUAAGGAUGGACACCAAUGUUUUCUGUGGUUUAUAAAGCUUCUUUAUUAUUGGUAAAUAAAUUGUGUGGUGAAUAAACAAUGGCACAGUCUACCUA